AUGCUGGGCCCCGCAGCCCGCUCACCUGUCCUCACCCACACCCGCCAUGCUGGGCCCCGCAGCCCGCUCACCUGUCCUCACCCCACACCCGCCAUGCUCGCCCCGCAGCCCGCUCACCUGUCCUCACCCACACCCGCCAUGCUGGGCCCCGCAGCCCGCUCACCUGUCCUCACCCACACCCGCCAUGCUCGGCCCGCAGCCCGCUCACCUGUCCUCACCCACACCCGCCAUGCUGGGCCCCAUGUUGCUCUGUCCUCCGCCCUCCUGGAGAGGAAGGGCCUGCGCUCCACAGGCUGCCAGCUCGGGGAGCUGCCUGGACCAGUUCUAGCUCCUCAUCCGCCCGGCACCCGAGUUCCUGGGCUGCCCUCAGAGCGCUGGGGCGGGGAGAAGCAGCGUCCCCGCAGGCGGGGCCGGCAGCCGGCCGGUGAGUUUCUCCUCACGGGGUUUUCGGACUCCUGCACGGUUCAGCUCACACACGCGCUCCUGUUUUCACUAGUGCACCUGGCGGCUCUCGCCGGGAACCUCCUGAUGGUCAAGGUCACCAGCGUGGACGCGCACCUGCAAACCCCGAUGUACUUCUUCCUGAGACACCUGUCUUCCCUGGACUUCUGCUUCAUCUCUGUCACCGUCCCCAAGUCUGCCGUCAACGCCUUCACCCACGACACCUCCAUCUCCUUCUGGGGCUGCGCCCUGCAAGUCUUCUUCUUCAUGGACUUGGCGUCCACGGAGACGGCCCUGCUCACAGUGAUGUCCUGCGACCGCUACGUGGCCAUCUGCUGGCUGCUGCACUACGAGGCCGUCAUGACCCCGCGUGCCUGUGCCAGGACCAUGGCCCUGUGCGGGCUGAGUGGCGGUGUCUCUGGGGUCAUGCACGUGGUGGCCACUUUCUCCUUGCCCUUCUGCGGGUCCAACAGAGUCCACCAGUGCUUCUGUGAUAUCCCGCAGCUGCUCAGCCUCCGGACUCCACAGCCUUCCUCUGAGGUCAGAGUCAUGGUCUUCGUCACCAGCCUGGUGCUUCUGUGCUUCGGCCGCAUCGCGCUCUCCUACGCGCAUCCUCUCACCGUCCUGACGAUCCCUUCCGCAGAGGGCAGGAAGACCUUCUCCACUUGUGUCCCUCACCUGGGGGUCAUCACCCUCGUUCUGGGGUCGGGCAGCGUGGCCUACGUGCAGCCCAUCUGGAGCUCCCUCUCCGACCUGCGGCUGCCUGUGUUCUGCAUGGUGGUCCCCACCCUGAGCCCCGUCACCUACAGCCUGAGGAACAGGGACAUGAAGGCAGCCCUCAGGAGGCAGUGUGCCCUGGGGGCCCCCACCGGACUGCGCCGCUGGCCCGUCCUAGCCAGGGAGCCACCUCCCCGGGAAGCACCGGCGGCAGGCGCCUGGGACCCUCCGGGCGUGUGCGCGGCCCAGGGCCCCCUUCCCGCUGCGAUCCAUGCGGACGUGCCCCGGGAACGGCACCACAUCCCUGCUCUGCCUGUUUACGAUUCCCUCAAGUCUCGCUUCCACCCGACGAGCGGGAUUUGCUGGUACUUCUGGAGGGCCACGUGA
Molecule: messenger RNA, 1545 nt
Organism: Sciurus carolinensis (gray squirrel)
Lineage: Eukaryota; Metazoa; Chordata; Mammalia; Rodentia; Sciuridae
Product: putative olfactory receptor 14L1
Biological process (GO): G protein-coupled receptor signaling pathway
Cellular component (GO): membrane
Molecular function (GO): G protein-coupled receptor activity; olfactory receptor activity
Source: RefSeq, a predicted model, not a curated record